Homarus americanus (American lobster) is the source of this 4658-nucleotide messenger RNA. RefSeq lists its product as uncharacterized. The record is from RefSeq and is a predicted model, not a curated record. Gene Ontology annotation, biological process: nervous system process; chemical synaptic transmission; regulation of membrane potential. Gene Ontology annotation, molecular function: transmembrane signaling receptor activity; extracellular ligand-gated monoatomic ion channel activity; neurotransmitter receptor activity. The coding region runs from base 18 to 2636 and encodes 872 amino acids. The transcript has 9 exons. Lineage: Eukaryota; Metazoa; Arthropoda; Malacostraca; Decapoda; Nephropidae. Gene Ontology annotation, cellular component: membrane; neuron projection; synapse.
GUUGCCUCCAGUGUACAAUGAAUGUGAUGCUAUGUGUUUCAGACGGGCACAAUGUUACCAAGGUAAAGUUCCAGACUGAAGGUUUGGCGUCCAUAGCCAGCAUGGUGGACGCUGGGCUAAUAAACAUACCCACACUUACCCAGAUGACAGUGUGUCUUCAUUUCCGGUUACUGCACGGAGGUAAGGGAGUACCAGUCGUCAGCUAUUCCAACAAGCAACUCUACACAGACGAGCUCUUCAUUGGUCUAAAUUGGUAUCGUCAUACGUUAAUGAUUGAGUGUUGCCAAGAGGCAGUCAUUGAAGAUUUGCCCCUGGUGGUGAGGUUGUACGUCUGGCAACACCUAUGUGUGACCCUGGACCUGGCAGCAGAUGGCGUACUGAUCUUCGCAUAUAAUGGUAAGUUAAACAAGAAGGAGAAGAUCAUAGACCAGUCAAAGAUCACACCUGGGCGGAGGGUUCAGGUGCAGGGUGGCGGUCGUCUGAUCAUAGGACAAGAACAAGAUGGUAAGGAAGGUAAAUACGACAUCACUCAGGCGAUGGAUGGAGAGAUCGCUGACUACAAGUUCUACAAUGUACUUUUGACUCCUGAAGAACUGCUCAACUUCACCACCUGUGCAGGACCUUUACCGGCAACCACUCCACCAUUACUUACUCUGGAUGAUAGUCGUCUUGAGAUCAAAGGACCAACGGCUAAAACAAAUAUUUCUGAAGAAGAAAUUUGUCAAAAUUUGACUAGUUAUUUGCUUCUUAUUCCUGAGAAAGUGGAAUUCCAGGAAAGCAUUACUACUUGCAACAAACUGAGAGGAACGCUUGCACUUCCGAAAAAUGCCGUAGAGAACAUCAAUAUCAUUGAACAAUUCCAGCAUUUCAGUUCACGCUGCGAGGACACAUAUGCAUGUCUGUACUGGGCUGGUACCAAGGGAAUCCUCUCGACUGGACACUGGGUCCAACUAACAAAUAAUGAACCUGUAGCGUGGCAUAAUUUCCACAACCCGUCCCAGACUCCCCAUGAAAUAUAUCAAUGUGUAGCAAUUGCCAGCGGGAACCCUUCCUACCGCUGGUUGGCGACACCAUGUGUAGAUUAUACCACUUCAUGUUCUCUGUGUAACUUCACAUCACAUCCUCUUCUGCGGUUGCGGGGACUCUGCCAAUCAUCGUUGUUUGACCGUGAGUUGUACUUGAACGACUAUGAGAAAGAGCGACCCAAGUUUGACGGGGCGAAGCACAGCCGUGUGGUGUGGAACAGCACGAGCUGGGUGAUGAUCAGCCGCCUUUAUUUGGAACUAAGGGCUGUCAUGCACGCGGACACCCCCGACACCUACCCCAUCGGUCUCCACAACUGGACUAUCAGCGGAGAUAAAUGUGGCCAGGGAGAGGUCGAGCUGAUGUUGACACUGUGUGGCAACAAGGAGUACACCUGUGAUGAUGGCAGCUGCAUCUCCAAGGACCACAACUGUGACACCUACACCAACUGCUCCGACCACUCCGACGAACUCAACUGUGACAUUAUUAUCGUGCCAAGUGGCUACUCAGAGGAGCUCUUUCCCCCAAGCUCCACCACUGACCCUCUGUCGAUCCACUUCCUCAUCAAUAUCACCUCAAUCAGGACCUUCAAUCUAGCUUCUUUCGACGUUGCCAUAGAUGCCAAAUGGCAUACUAAAUGGCACGACUCAAGGCUGACCUUCACCAACUUGGCAAAUAACUACCAGAACAACAAGGUGAGACACUUGGAGAAGCUGUGGACGCCGGAGCUGCAGGUGACUGACGGCACAAGGAGCCUGGUGAAGGGGGCACAGGUUCCCGGCGAUGUUUAUGUCAUCCGCAGAUCAGAACCUUUACCCGACAACGACCAGAGGAUAACAGAAGAUUACGCAUACAGUGGCGAGGACAACACCUUGAUGUACCAACAACAUGACACGCUAGAGUUCAGGUGUCACUUCGACCUGCACCUCUACCCCUUCGACACCCAGAAGUGCUACCUGGAGUUCAGCGUCCGGGACCUCAGACACACCCAGGGUGUCCUUCUCAAGGAUGGGCUGGGGGUGGUGUUUGAGGGUGAGCGUAGCCUGCUGGAGUACAAGCUGGAGAAGGAGGUGAUCACCUCAUACACACUCAACGAUGUCAGCGUCCUCCAGGUGCAGCUGGAGUUGAAGAACCAGUACCGCUACUACAUAGCCAACGCGUUCCUGCCUAGCCUCAUGCUCGUCCUUAUCUGUUGCCUCACACUUUGCUUCGACCUUGAUGAUUUCACGGACCGCAUCAUGGUAACCCUCACCUCCAUGCUGGUGCUUGCUGCCUUCUUUGCGCAAACCAGUCAGACCAACCCCAAGACCUCAUACCUCAAGCUGAUUGAUGUGUGGUACCUGGUGUUGAUCUGCGAGGUGUUUUGCAUCAUCGUCGGUCUCAUCUACGUAGAGAACCUCCGCCUGAGCCCCCAGAUUCGUCGAGUGACUCUUGUUUCCCACAAAAACUUAACUAAAGCAAAACUUGAGCCCUAUAUUACCACUGGAGCCAACCUUGGACACAGAGGGAAACUGAUAAUGGUGAACCGUUUUCUGCUGGUGAUCUUCCUCUCUACCAACAUCAUCAUCCUUGUCUGUUUCUUUGCUGUCGGCAUGAAGGCCAUCAGUGAUUGAGAGGGUGCGCUUGUGUCUUGUUUGUGUUGAUUGUUAAUCCUGUAUCUAUUUGAUUGUUAACAUAACUCCAUUCCUAAUGAAAUGGAAAGUAAAAGACAACAAACCUUUCAUUAAAUCUUAUAAAUUAAAUUUUCAUCUCCAGGCAAGUUUAGAAGUAAAAAAAAUAUACAGUAUAAAGAAUUCUUGUAUUAAAUUUGUUUAUAGUAACUAUAUAAAUUAUCUAUGUAAGCUGUACUCAUGAGAAAACUGGGAAUGGCAUGAGCCUCUAUUACCUAAGUCAUUCAAAUUAAUGUUAAUUUAUUGUAAUUUUUCAAAAGCUUUAAAUGGUUUAAAGAUCACCGAGUUUUAUGUUGCUUUACCAGGCAUCAAGCCCAAUAUAAUUCUCAGUAUUAUCACAUGAGUUUUACCUAAAGAUAUGUGAAGGAGAGAGUAUUUCAUGUGUCUGUGUAUGUGCAUUCAUGUAAUGCAUUGACCUCCACAGAGAGACAUCAUCUUGCAAAAAUAAAAACUAGGCAAUUCAAAUUCCAAAGCUUGCACAUUCUCACAACUAUUCCGCUGUUUGGCUCACAAGUAUCACGUGACAUCCAAACUUCCCGAUUGGCUAAGUAAUAAGUAAACAAUGGAUUUUGUCACAAACUUUUCUUAUAAAUAGGUGAAAUUGAAAAGCCAAAAUAGUAAUUAAAAACUAUAAAUUUCCAAUGGAAAUGCUGAGGAGUAAAGUAUUCUAUUUUUUCUCUAUCUCCCUAUACUGUAUUGUAUAAGAAUCAGUAUAAAGUUCCAUGCUUGGCUACUUUGAAAUAUUCACACAUAUGAAUUUUUCAACACUGUCUCUAUUCCUUUUCAAAUAGAAAUGUCACCUAUUUAUCAGUCACGGAUUGAUCAUCAAUCUUUACACUGGUUUCUUGGUGUAUCCUGGUGGAGGGUUGGGAGGUGGUAAAGAUCAACAUGAUGACCCAGGCAACUACAGUACAGUUCCAACAAAACAUAUCUUCACCCCAUGGUGGUCAAGCUAUGUGUGUGUGUGUGACAUGAUUAACAACAGCUGAACUGUACAAGAAGUGUUUUUCUUCAGGUAGUAUAAUAACAAUACUUCACUAGUCUCUAAUUUGUAUCUCUUUAGUACCUAAUAGUACUGUAACUCACCAGCAUCUAACUCUUACCUCACCAGUAGUGCACUAAUAUCUGAUUAAAUAAUUAUAAGGUAAUUUUACUCUACAGUUAACCGUUUGUACGAAGGUUUUAUCUUUCUUUUGUGUGUUUUUCCCUCUGUCUUUAUCUCCAUCCACUUAUUUUUCUGUCUACCUCUUUUUUCAUUUAUUUACCUACAGUAUAGUGUUUAUUUCUUAUCUGUUUAUGCACUCGUCUACGCUAUCAAUUCAUCCAUCUAUCAAUCAAUAACUCAGCCAUCUAUCAAUCUGUUUAAUUAUUUACGUUAGAUGUUUAUCUGUAAAACUAAGUACCGUACCUGUGCGUACUUAUCUAGCCGUCUGUCUCUCAGUCUAGCAAAUUGACUGUCUAGCUUUUUAAUCUGAUUAUUUACAGUAGUUGUUUGUUUGUCUAAUUGUCCUUCAUCUUUCCUCCACUUCUGAGUAAAGGCUUGAGACUGGACACAUUCACCAGCUGAAGUGUUUACACAGGAAAUGCUGAUGUUCAAGAAUAUUUCAUCCCCUAUGAGUGACCAACAAACAUCCUCCACUUCUGUAAGGAACUCCUGGAAAAUUUGGCACCACUUAUGUGAUCCUAUAUUGGAACUUACAUUAGAAAAUCAUAGAAUAAUUUAAUGUGUGGGAUAUAUGAGCAAAAACUAUGAUAAUUUAGGACAGGUAAAGUACCUUAUUCUGUGAUAAGGAGCCACAGCCACUACCACCCCAGUCCCUUACUGGCUCAUUGUUUACCCUCUGUAGGUGUCUGUGUUUCACUUGUCAGUAUUGUUUCUUUAUGUGUAGGAUGUUGUGAUAAUAAUUACUAUGAUAGUUGAAACUUAGUAAAUAAAAAAGAAUAAGAAUCAAGACUCAUCUUUGU